AAGACCAGAACUUCAAAAUAAAGACAAACUAUUGCGUCUGCCCUUUGUUGCUUUUGUCUUCUUUCCACUUGGUAUAUAAUCCAUCAGCAACCGAACAAAAAAACCUCAAUGCCUCGGCAAAGAACGAACAGAAACUGCACCGUACCCAGGGACUAAUGGUGGGUGAUACUCAUGAUAAACGUUCUUGCUCGUUACUUGACUCUUUCCUUCAUAUUUCGAGAUGGUCGUGCUGCUUUACCUCCUCCACUCCCGCGCCGGCCACCGGUCGUCAAUCGUCGUCGGCGGAAUGCCUUCCGACCGCCGGUGCCUGAGAAAGCUCUCCAGAUUUCCUGGCUAUCAUCACGUACGCUGAAAAAGAGGUGCUUUCGGUAUGAUGAUCAUAUUGUCUUAUUAUUGCUUGCUUGGAGUAGAGACAUUAAGCACGGUGCAUGUGAUAGCCCGCUACAACGGCAUCAUCAUGAUUCUACAUCCAUUUCCAUAUAUAUAUACUGGUUCUCAACUCCGACACUUCAUUCUUCCUCGUUCUUGGUCCCGUCUCUUUUAUCUUUCUUCAUUGACCAUACCCUGACAUCGCAUCAUCAUUUUUCGAUCAUGCCAAUAAAAGCCGUCAACAGGGAAAGAGAAUAUCUUCUGCAAGCUCAAGAAGAUCCAUCAGUAAAAUUAGAACAAUCGCAUACUACGCCCUUACCGAAGUUACAGCUUCUCAUUGCAUGCUUCGUUCGAGUCACAGAGCCAAUCGCCUUCAUGGCAUGCUUUCCCUAUAUCAAUCAGAUGCUACUGGACACUGGGGUUGUAGAUGAUCCGAGGAAGACUGGAUUCUACGCCGGCCUUAUUGAAAGCAUGUUUGCCGUUGCUGAACUGCUGACUGUCUUUCAAUGGGGAACCGCUAGUGAUAGAUGGGGGAGAAAGCCUGUAUUACUGAUUGGAUGCGCUGGAGCGGCACUCUCAUCGAUCCUCUUUGGCUUUGCCACGACAUUCCCGAUGAUGGUCUUGACAAGGGUGAUCAAUGGGUUAGCAAAUGGUAAUGUUGCGGUACUCAAAAGCGUCAUUGGAGAACUAUGCGACGAGACGAAUCAAUCUGUUGCUUUCUCUUUCUUCCCUCUUUCAAUGGCUAUUGGUACAAUUUUAGCAUCCGCUAUAGGAGGCUACUUUCCACGCAUUACAGAUCGCUACCCCAAAUUGGGUCAGACAAUCCCCAUUUUGGAUCGGUAUCCUUACCUACUUCCCUGCCUAGUCGCUGCAAUCUUUCCUUUGAUAAGCGGAUUGGUUGCUUGGAUAUGGAUGGAGGAAACGCUGCCUCCGAAAACAAAGGGUAUGCAGGUCGAAGAUCAAUCACAAUCUCGAUCUCAAGUUCAUCAUGCUCAUUCACAUACCACCGUACAUUAUUCUUCUACAGAUGAAGGUGACACGCGAGUGGAAGGUGCAACCGACCAUCAUAACACUUGGGCUCCUCCUGGGCAUAUAGAUGACCACGAAGAUGACGCACCGGUAUCUUUCCGCGACCUGCUAACACCCGAUAUCAACGCCCUAAUGACGUCCUUCGGUCUUCUCCAGCUUCAAGGUAUUUCAUUCUUGGGCCUUCUACCUCUGUUCUGCUUCACUCCGGUCCCUUCAGGAGGACUGUCAUUUCCUUCUGGUAAAAUAGGCCUGGCCAUGUCCAUAAGAGGCGUUAGCACCAUCGCUGUUCAACUAUUCGCAUUCCCAUGGCUUUCAAAAAGAAUUGGGACGGUUAAACUUUACAAGAUGCUGGUAAUCCUUUUUAUACCCGCAUUCGUGCUUUUGCCAUUCUGUAAUGUCAUGGCGAGAAGUGGGAGGGAUGCAUGGGUCUGGAUUGGCUUAUCAGGAAGCAUGGUGUUGUACGCUAUAGGGAAUAUGGCUUUCGCUUGUAACCUUAUUAUGGUCAAUGACGCUGCCCCAAAUCGUCGUUCAUUAGGCGCCAUCAACGGCUGGUCUCAAGCGGUCUCCUCUCUCAUGCGAGCUAUUGGCCCUGGCACAUCAUCAGCAUUAUUUGCAUUAUCGGUAGACAAGCAUGUCAUGGAGGGACAGUUGAUAUGGGUUGUAUUAAGCGUUUUGAGCGUUGUCAGUGCGAUGGCAGCUUUGAUGUUGAAAAAUCAUCACCGAAAGGUCUGAAGGGAGAAAUGCGAGUCAUUUACUGUAUUUGAGAUGUAUUAUCGGUUUGACGCUCAGACAGCAGUCCAUACAGUGGAAAUAACUGCGCUGAGGUUCGGGAAGUGAGGCGAAUUAACAAAAAAAUCAAGCAAUUAUUGCUCCUAUUUGAGGUUCCCUCUUUAUCGUUUCGCAUUGUCAAUAUAUCCAGAACGGACAUGCAGCAGGUCAUCUUUCAAGGUGCGACACGUAAUAAUAACAUCUCAG
This is a messenger RNA of Cryptococcus deneoformans JEC21, 2373 nucleotides long. RefSeq lists its product as hypothetical. NCBI's taxonomy places the organism in Eukaryota, Fungi, Basidiomycota, Tremellomycetes, Tremellales, Cryptococcaceae. Gene Ontology annotation, biological process: transmembrane transport. Gene Ontology annotation, molecular function: transmembrane transporter activity. The transcript has 7 exons. Bases 172 to 2130 code for a protein of 652 amino acids. The record is from RefSeq and is a predicted model, not a curated record.